Messenger RNA from Racocetra fulgida, 453 nucleotides. Lineage: Eukaryota; Fungi; Glomeromycota; Glomeromycetes; Diversisporales; Gigasporaceae. The record is from the annotation of a GenBank genome assembly.
AUGAAUUCCGAGGAUACACAUGAAAAACCUGAAAAAAUUGAAAACUUAGAGAAGGCUCUUGAAAUUCUUGAUCUCGAAAGUUUUACAGAAAAACUCGGUCUAUAUCGAUUUAUGAAAAAAAGCAAAGAUUUGAAAAAGUUCUAUGAUUUUACUUGGCCUUUAACAAUGGACGUACACGAACGUUGCAUUGUCUUUGAUUACAUUACCGACCCUGAAUGGUCAGAGGGAGGUAUUGGGAAAGAGCUUGCAACAAAUACUAUCGCGUAUCGCAGACUCCUGGAAUCCAAAACCCUUGAUCCGUCUAAAGGAACUCAUAUUUUACUCGUUCACGGACAGAUUGAGCGCUAUGGACAACAAAUAUCAGCAAGUGAGUACGAUGAACUCGCGGGAAAAGGAUUUCUUUAUGCGCCAAUUGCCGAAACAUCACCUGGUGAUGUAAUGAGAAAAGAUUAG